CAUUUUCGCCUUUCACUCAUCACAGCUGAUGAGCUGAGUGACAGGUUUUUGUAUUCAUUUCCAAUUUUCCAAUCGCGGUUUUGCAUUGCAAAUUGCAAUGUUUGUGAAAUUCGAAAAAGUGUAGCGAUGAGUUAUUUAGCGGAAAGUGAAGCGCCACGGGACUUUAGAGUUUCCUCCACGGAAAGUGAUGGACAUUAUACAAAAUGUGUGCUUUGCUAUACGGUUAAAAGAAAUUUCUAUUGCGCAGAAUGUGUGAGAAGUGGCAGUUUCGUGCACUCAUCAUUGCCUUAUUCAGAUAAAUUCUCUGACAAACAAGUGAAGUUAAUGAGAUUAAAGUUAAAUAGACAGCAUAUAUUGGACAGAUGUGAAAAGUUGCUAGCACCAAAAUUAAAGAAGGACAUCCUGGUGACAGAAACAAAGAGAUCUAGAGACAAGUUAGACUUGUUACGAUUAGCGAUAGACCAAAGAAAGAACAAUAUUAGUUCAAUAAAAAAGGAACUGAGUGAUUUAGUGACUUAUAACAAUGAGUUAAGGUUGAAAUUGCCAAGGUAUCAAAAGCGAGUGUCGAGUUUGGGUAAGCAUGCUCAGUCGCAGCGAUAUGAGCUGCAAAAGAAGAUCAGUACAUACAAUGAUCAGGCGCAGUCGCUGGCUGCGUUGAGACGUUCCAGGAUACGGCAGCUGAACAGAUAUAUCUUUCCAGUGUACAUCAGUUAUGAUUCCAGUGACAGUAUAGAAGACAUGGAGUUUGUUGGUGAUGAUGCUGAGGAGGAGCCACCGAAAAGACCACAGCUGCACAUUGUAGCACCAUAUGUGGAUAUUGAUGGAGACUACUCUAGUAUUCAAGCGUGGGCGUCAGCGAACAAGGAGGCCGGCGGCGUGGCGCCGUGGGCGAACCCCGUGCACCGCAGCAGCGCGGCGCUCGGGCUGUGCGCGCAGCUGCUGGCGCUGCUCGCCUGGACGCUCGACGUGCGCCUGCCGCACGCCAUCGCGCUCGGGGAGGUGCUGGAGGGCGGCGCGUCCCGCUGGCGCUGGGCGGUGCGGCGCGUGGCGGCGGCGGGC
Molecule: messenger RNA, 1059 nt
Organism: Colias croceus (clouded yellow)
Lineage: Eukaryota; Metazoa; Arthropoda; Insecta; Lepidoptera; Pieridae
Gene: Atg14
Product: beclin 1-associated autophagy-related key regulator-like
Exons: 5
Biological process (GO): autophagosome assembly; mitophagy; cellular response to starvation
Cellular component (GO): phosphatidylinositol 3-kinase complex, class III; extrinsic component of phagophore assembly site membrane; autophagosome
Source: RefSeq, a predicted model, not a curated record